This is a messenger RNA of Asterias rubens (European starfish), 3394 nucleotides long. Its product is annotated as ras association domain-containing protein 1-like. The transcript has 7 exons. The record is from RefSeq and is a predicted model, not a curated record. Gene Ontology annotation, biological process: signal transduction. Bases 433 to 2043 code for a protein of 536 amino acids. NCBI's taxonomy places the organism in Eukaryota, Metazoa, Echinodermata, Asteroidea, Forcipulatida, Asteriidae.
UGGGAAAUUAAAUUUCGUCUGAAUCUGAUAAGGAUUGAGCGUACAAAAUUUAUGCUGUAGCUGGCAGACGUUGGACUAUGAGUAUGGCUGAUUAUUGCUACUUGAAAGAUAAACUAUCUUGUGUACUGUGGUCAAACAACAAGAAUUUCGUCUAAUGUCGGCUUUUGGAACCAUUUUGUGAACUACCCGCAUUGCUCGAAAUCGUAUACGUUUUCUGGUGUCAAACUUGAUUGCCAAUGAAUUACUCACUGCCAGUGGUGUGUUAGCUACGAAAGGAAUGUUUUAAGCAUUACACAUCUUUUUCACGGGUUCAGUGUCGUGCCAACCUUGUGGAACUAGUUUGAACAACCCCUGUUUAUCACCAAGUAAUUUCCUGGGAUCAAGAAAAACAAUUCAACUCGGCAACACACACAUGACCAUGAGCGAAAGGUUAUGGCUUCAGCAAGCAGCACUGACGACAAAACUGCAACCCAAUCUGCUGACAACACUACGUCAUCCAUGAUUCCCGACCACAACAGUGAAUCGCACACAACUCAACCGGGAAAUACUAACAACAGCAGCAACACUUUCACCGAAAACGGCGCCAACUCUAGCGGUGUACUGUCGUCCCUUUGGACUAAAAUGUCGGAGUUUGUGGAGAUGAGAACGUUGGAGUCGAGAACCAGUAUCUCGUCAGACUCCGGGAGGUUUUCUGACUCGGAGUUUUUCGAAUCUGGCGAGUCAAUAAAUUCGUCUGAAGACGACGAGCACAUGUUGAAGAAUCAGCAGCAACGGAAUGGUGGACAUCGAAACAGCCUUUUGCUCUCUGGUUGGAAUUAUCUAUUCGGGGGAAGCGGUGGUGGUAGUGGGCAGUCUGACGCCAAACAAUCCAGUGGAACAAAGUCCAAACCUCCUUCGAGAAAGAACUCCUCAGUAGUUGAACCACAUCGUCCCAGAAGUUCAUCUUAUUCCUCUUCACCUCAAGUAAAACCCAAAGAAAACCACAUCCCCACCGCCGUGCCCUCGGCUGCAGAGACAGAAUUUGCAGCCAAUGGGUCAAGUACCUGGUUGGAAUGGAACCCUUUGGAUGAGGACGAUUCGGAUACGAGUUCGGACUCUUCGUCGUUGAUAGCUGGAGAGGAUGGGGAGGAACUUAUCCAAGGAAAUGGAGAGGGACAUAACUUUGUUCCAGUGUUUUCAAACUUCACAUGGUGCGACCAGUGUGGAGGGGUUAUUUGGGGCUUUCGACAGUGUAUUCGAUGCUCAUAUUGCAAGUACACAUGUCACUACAAGUGCCGGAACGAAGUGAGACUAGACUGUAAGGAGUCACCAGGAUUCAAAGAAGCCCAGUCAGACAUCUCACCAAAACAUACCAUUGUAGCAGUAGAGGACGGAAUUGACGGCACGAUUUCGCUCUCUGGAUUGUCAAGGCAAGAGCUGAUGUGGAGAAUUGAAGAGUUUAACACCAAGGUUGAUCUUUACCCAAUCAAACUGGAAAGUGACAGUUUAAUAUUCGUCAGCAGCAUCAGAGUUCACAUGAACCUCUCUCGACCAAUCAGCAUUCCUAGCGGUACACCUCUUCCCAAAGUAUGUAGCACGUUACGGCCGUAUGACCACAGCGUCGAUCACAGUCGACGGAGAACAUCGUUCUUUCUACCCAAGGAUACAUACGAGGAUAUUCAGAUAGCCAGUGAAUCCACAGCUAUUCAGGUGAUCCAAGGCGUACUCAGUCACAUUCAAGUGAUUGAUAACUGCCGGAAGUUUGCUCUCUUUGAACGCACCGAUGAGGGUGGUGAAGGUGGCGAAGUGUUAAUGAGAAAGCUAGCCGAUGAAGACAGACCACUGCUCCUAAGACUACUAUGGGGAGGUGAUAAUCAAACCAAGAGAUACGAGCUACGGGAGAAUGAGACCGGACAGAUUGAGUGGGAAGCGUUCACCGUGCCUGAACUACAGAACUUUCUCCGCAUCUUGGAUAAGGAAGAGCAAGACCAUAUGGAGCAAGUACGAGAAAAAUAUGUCAUCUAUGAGAAACGUCUUAAAGAUGCGGUGGCUUACAUUGAUUAGGUUAAUUAGCACUGUACAGAGUGUAGGUACAGUAACUACUAUUGACCCCUUGCACGCGCGUCACACAUGGCGACUGAUGCCACGCUCACCAUGUUGGUGGUCAGUAGGUUUACAAGUAAACGCCGCAUGGCUUAAAUGCGCAUUUCUCUGAAUAACACACAGACAUUGACCACCAAAAUGGCGCAUCCAAGAUUACUCUGAUGAUGACGUCAGGGGAUUUGGGUCAAUAAUUAAGAGUAAGACUAAAUCCGAGUUCCCAUUGGGUACUUUUCUUGCGCUGCCACGCUGAUGGCUGCUGCUUCUAUUGUGCAUUCCCACCUGGACUUAUAUUUCGUUACGUGUUUUUGCUUAGCAGAAAACUGUAAGCAAUAAUUGCUGUCUAAGCAUCUCUAUGAAGCUGUGCCCAGGUUUAGAGAGGUUCCUGUUGUGCAACAGAAUCAUAAGAAGCUGAAAUUUAACUGUUACUUAUAAUCCAUGUUGCCAUUUGACUUUUUUUGAUUAAAAUACUGCGACUUUUCUGUAAAAUGAAAAAAUUAAAUCCAAUGGAGACACAAGGUGAACUGCCCUCCCUGUCAACUGACCGCCAGCGUUAUGUCAAACCGACAUGCAGAAAGAGGAAGACCUCUGCACAGCCAUGGUAACUUAAUAGGCCCGCUAAAACGUCCAAUGGGAACAGCUCAGAGCUGCUCUGCCCAGUAAAUCGAUUGAGACCACGCUGUAAAACGCAGCCUUUUUCCCCUACGUAAACCAAUCCAAAUUAAGAACGGAAAGAGAAAUUAGUCUGCCUCCUUUGUAGUGCAUUAAGGGAUAGCAAUCAAGGUUGUUAAGGCAUUCAGGAACAUGACACAAAUGGUGAUUGCAGGAUUAGCUCUAUAGACCUAUCAAUUGCUAUCAAAUUGACGACUGGCCUUGAAGGCACUCAAAGCUUGACUAAUUGAAGCAGAAACAGCAAAGAGUAUUGUGAAGAUUUGUAGUGGUAAAAUGACACAUUGAUUAAAAUGGAGAAUGGUAAUGGUGAUUGCAUAAAGAACAUGACCUGUUUUUUUUUCGUUGGAUUAUUAUUUUAUUUUUUUUAUUCAGGCUUUUAUUAUGUCUCCCUGGAAAAUGCUGGAAUUUGCUGCGGAUAGAAAAUUAAAUCAUGUUGGUUGAUCUACUUCUGCAGCCGAUUUCACACAAGCUAGGAUUUAUCCUAUUUGAGUUAUGGCGAGUCCUAAAUUAAAUGGGUUCAAUGCGUCCUACAUGAGCUCGAAUUUACACAGAGCUAAGAUUGCUCAAUAGAUGUGUACAAGUUUAAAGGAACACGUUGCCUUGGAUCGGUCGAGUUGGUCUUUGAAAAGCGUUUUGUAACCGU